AUGCUGAAGCUCAGUUUGAUUGCCUGGUUGCUCUGUUCCCUCACAUGGCGCACCACGCCCACCAGUUGCCGUCAGACGCGGCCAGCACCGAGCAUCCAGGAGCUGUUGGCUAACCAAGUGCAGAGCUAUAUGGACACAACGGCGCGUCCGUGCGAGAAUUUCUAUCAGUACGCCUGCGGCAAUUGGCAACUGCAGCAGCAGGAGGAGCAAACGCAUCGCAGCCCACAACAUGGACAACAACACGGACAAAGGGAGCAACAGGCGCAACUGCAGCCCAGUGAUACCCUUGGUGUGCUGGAUUAUGUGCUCAAUCGUCAGUUGGAACAUCUGCUCAGACGUGGCAAUAGCAGCAGCACGGAGGAAUUCCAGCCGGAAUUGCAUGAGAAGAUGAGGAGUUACUAUCGGUCGUGUAAGCGAUUAAAGCCCUACAAUCUGAAAAAGUAUCUGCAACUGUUGCAGCCGGGUAAUGGGACACACUGGCCACUGCUCAGUCGCAGCUGGCAGCCGGAGAAGUUCCAUUGGUUGGCCACAAUUGGACGACUGCGUUUAUUUGGUCUCAACGGAGUGCUGCUCAAGGAGCAGGUGCUGCCACGUUGGGAUGACUCCAGCAGCUAUAGCGUUUACCUGGACAAGCCCAGCUUGAUGGAGACCACGCCCAUGGGCGAGGGUGCCAUAAUAGAGCUGCUCCUGGACAUUGGUCAGACGAAGCGUGUGGCCAAUGAGCUGGCCCGACAGGUUGAUGCCUUUGAGCGGAAGCUGCAUCGACUGCAGGAGCUGGAGGAUGAUGAGGGCGCCAAGGAAAUGCAGCUGGGUUACUUGGCCGAGUACUUGCCACAACUGCAAUGGUUGCCCUACAUGCAACAGUUGCGUGACACGAACUUGGAUCUCCUCUCCACACUGAUCAUUCAAAAUGUGCCCUACCUGCGGGCCUUGGAUGAGCUGCUGCAGCGCCAGAAACCCGAAACCCUUUGCAACUACAUCAUGCUCCGAUUGCUGGCCUUCCUCAAGCAACAAGGUCCCGCGGAGAUUUCGCGGGUCGAGUGCAUUGCCAGCCUGAGACGGGCCAUGCCCUUGGCUGCCAGUUGGGUAAUUGGCCAACGAUUCCAUGAGUCCAGCUUCGAGCCAAUCAUCAGUGAUAUGUUCAGUCGGCUGAAAUUGCGCUUUGAUCAGCUGCUCACCGAGAAUCGUCUGCAAUUGGAACCGCCAAUUGUACAAGUGCUGCGAGAGAAGCUGCAAAAGAUGCGUUUGCAACUGGGAUUCGUUCAGCUAAAUGACACCAAUUUUGUGGAGGAUUACUAUGAACGUGUGGAGAUCAAUGCCCACAAUUUCUAUGGCAAUCAGUUGGCGCUGCUUCGAUUGCGAGUGCAGCAGAAUCAUCAGCUGCUGCUGGGCAGCUCCCAGUCGGAUGCCAACAAUGUCAGCUAUUUGAUGGACCAUUGGCUGAGCAGCAGCUCAUCCCCCUUCUAUGUGAAGCCCAGAAAUCUGGUAUUGCUUCCAUAUGGAAUGCUGCAGUUGCCCGUUUGGCAUCGUAACAUGAGCGAUCUUCAACAGCAUGCGAUGCUUGGAUUUGCACUGGCCCACGAACUGAUCCAUGGCUUCGAUAGCUCCGGCAUUGAUUACGACAGCGUGGGCAAUAUCAUGGGACCAAGUGAGGAGAUUUCUGGAAAUCCUCGAUUCGCACAGAGUCUUAACUGCAUGCAACAACAACUUGCAACCGGCUCGAGAUCCCUCAACGAGAAGUUGGCCGACUACGAGGCACUGCGUCUGGUUUACGAAACCUACUUUGGUGAGGAUAUGCUCAUGGAUCGCAAGGAACCGCGUGAUCCCCUCUUGCCACAGUUCAGUCAACGGCAACGCUUUUUCAUCAGCUUUGCUCAGUUUUUCUGUGGCAAGUUGCAGAGUCUCAGUCUGCAUGCUCAACAUCUGGAACAUGCUGUCGACGAGUUGCGGGUGCUACAAACUUUGGCCAACUACGAAGAAUUCUCCCGGGAAUUCGGCUGUGAACGACGCACAAAAAUGCAGGCCAAACAAAAGUGCAGAGUCUACUAAUGAAAAAUCUGAUGGCUCUGAGUAAAGUUAAGGCUAGAUCCAAGUAUAAGUUUAAGGUAAUAGUUCCACUACAAAAAAAAAAAAAACUAAGACUGUGUAUAAGAUUAUGCUUAGAUUAUCAGCAAUGGAAAUUUGAAUUCAAAGUUCAAUAACAAAUUAACAGAACAGUGCACAAAAGUUAAAGUUGACAGAUAACAAAAUCUAUUUAAUCUAAGUAUGAUUUCAGUCCGAAAUUUAAAACAUUUUCAGUACCUUAAAUACAUAUAUGAUAUCAAAAAUAAAGUAAAAAUGCAAUUAAA
Drosophila innubila is the source of this 2348-nucleotide messenger RNA. Its product is annotated as neprilysin-1. NCBI's taxonomy places the organism in Eukaryota, Metazoa, Arthropoda, Insecta, Diptera, Drosophilidae. Gene Ontology annotation, biological process: protein processing. The record is from RefSeq and is a predicted model, not a curated record. The transcript has a single exon. Gene Ontology annotation, cellular component: plasma membrane. Gene Ontology annotation, molecular function: metalloendopeptidase activity. The coding region runs from base 1 to 2049 and encodes 682 amino acids.